Molecule: messenger RNA, 1370 nt
Organism: Tribolium madens (black flour beetle)
Lineage: Eukaryota; Metazoa; Arthropoda; Insecta; Coleoptera; Tenebrionidae
Product: pyrimidine-specific ribonucleoside hydrolase RihA-like
Exons: 3
Coding region: 378-1307 (309 amino acids)
Molecular function (GO): hydrolase activity, hydrolyzing N-glycosyl compounds
Source: RefSeq, a predicted model, not a curated record
UGCAACGUUUCAAAUCCGAUUAAGAAUUUAUAAAUGAGAAUUACUCACGUCCGCAUGUAUUUAGCCUCGUCUGGCUCCAUUCCGUAAAAGGUGCGACAGGCGGUGUAAACAAAGUACGCAAAUAUCACAAAUAUGACCACUAAAACCGAUAUAACAUCGACAAGAAUUAACAUUAAACAAUUAAGCUAAAUUUGUGCAUUUCGAACAGUUUUAUUGUUGACAUUACAUUUGAGUUGGUUGAUACCGCGCGCACCCGUCUUUGCCGACUAAUCAAUACUCAAACCGACCAAUCACGACGCGAAGAAACCGGCGCGAAUUAUUCAAAUUGAUUAGAUAAAAACGCUGAUAAAUUACUUUGAUAAGUUUUAUUGUUAUCAAUGGCGGACGGUAAGAGAAGAGUUAUUGUCGACGUGGACGUCGGCACCGACGAUUUCCUCGCACUUUUAAUCCUGCUAAAUGCCGAGAAAAAUCGAGAAAUUAAAAUUGAAGCCAUUGUGUGUUCCAUGGGGAACACAACAGUGGAUAAUGUUUGCAUUAAUGUGAUGAGGCUCCUCGAGACUGUUAAAAGGACUGAUAUCCCGGUGUUCAAAGGGGCUGCCAAACAAUUUAUACCACCCACGCACCCAAUCAAACUUUUCCACGGCAAGGACGGUUUUGGGGAUUUUAUGCCAAAGGGGCUACCAAAUAUGGAAACGGUGCAGGAGCCAGCAGCUUCACUAAUUGCAAAUAUCAUUCUUGGUGAUCCUGGAGAAAUUAGUCUCAUUUGUGUCGCCCCAUUGACUAAUCUAGCCCUGGCGUUGCGUCUUUAUGGGAGUUUUGCUGAUUCUAUUAAAGAUUUGUGGAUUAUGGGGGGUAAUUAUACCGCCGUUGGAAACAUCACCCCCACAGCAGAAUACAAUUUCUACAUAGACCCAGAAGCAGCGUUUAUCGUCCUCGACACGAUCAAAAAACCGAUUUUUAUCCUCACAUGGGAGACUUGUCUCUACCCAAAAAUCACAUUUGAUUGGCGUUUUAAUGUUUUUGGUGCGAAAACAAACCCGGCUAUUCAACUAUUAAACCAAGCCGAGAGGAGUAUCUACAAAAAAGACGAGAAAAUUUGGCUACCUUGCGACGCUUUUCUCGCCGCUGCUUUCCUCAAACCUGAAAUAAUCACGAAAAAAAGUCAACAUUAUGCAAGUGUUGAGCUUCACGGGGCUCAAACACGAGGGCAGAUCGUCCUCGACCAUUUAAAAACCAAAAAAGAAAACGUUACGAUCAUCGAAGAGAUCGACACUGAAGCAUUCAAACAAAUACUCAACGAUUUGUAACAAAAAAUAAACGCUAAACUAGACUUUUAUUCAAAUAAAACAUACGUAACCCUUAACAAAACA